Molecule: messenger RNA, 1283 nt
Organism: Zea mays
Lineage: Eukaryota; Viridiplantae; Streptophyta; Magnoliopsida; Poales; Poaceae
Source: RefSeq, a predicted model, not a curated record
CUAGUCAGUACUCAGUAGUAGUAGUAGUCACUCCAUUCCCCCCACCCGGCUAGUAGCCCUGCUCUGCUCUCUGCCUCGGCUAUAUAUAUACGCCGCGGGCGCACCGGUCCAGCAAGCAACAAUAAAGGGCGGUGUCGAAGAGGAGCUUGGAGCUUGGACCGACCCGAGCCCCAUCGAGCGAGAGAGGAAAUAAUGGGUGAAGAGGCCAGCUGCAACGCUGCCAGCGCGAUGGAGGCCGCCACCAACGCCAGGCCGGCCAAGGAGAACGGACGCGCGCCGGCUGUGGCGGAGGUAGUGGCCCAGGAGGCGGCCGCUGACCCCCGGCUGCAGGGCAUCUCCGACGCCAUCCGCGUCGUGCCGCACUUCCCCAAGCACGGCAUCAUGUUCAACGACAUCACCACGCUGCUGCUGCGCCCCAGGGUGUUCAAGGACGCCGUCGACCUGUUCGUCGAGCGCUACCGCGGGAUGCGCAUCGACGCCGUCGCCGGGAUUGAGGCCAGGGGCUUCAUAUUUGGCCCGGCAGUCGCAUUGGCUAUUGGCGCCAAGUUCAUACCUUUGCGCAAGCCUAGGAAGCUCCCCGGCGAGGUGAUCUCCGAGAAAUACGUUCUCGAGUACGGGACCGAUUGCUUAGAGAUGCAUGUCGGAGCCAUCGAACGACCUGGUGAGCGCGUGCUGAUCACCGACGACUUGGUCGCGACGGGAGGGACGCUCUGUGCUGCAAUCAGGCUUCUUGAACGUGCUGAAGCUGAUGUGGUCGAGUGCGCAUGCCUCAUUGGCCUCCCAAAAUUCAAGGAUUUCUACAAGUUGAAUGGAAAGCCCGUCUACGUGCUGGUUGAGUCCCGGGAAUCAGAUAAAUAAGAACUUAUGGGUCAGAGGAAAGCUGGCGGUUCAUUCCUUGCUGUUGUGAUUGAGCAGUGGAGGGACAUCGACAAGCCAACCAUGGGGGUGCUUUAGCGUUACUAAGGCUAGCUACUAAGAUCGACUUGGUGAGAGGAGAGGUUAGAAGUGCUGGGGGGGGGGGGGGGGGGGGGGGGGGGGGGGGGGGGGGGGGGGGGGUGGGGGCGUUAGUCUUGUAGGCUGAGUAGAUUUUCAGAGUACUGAAGAGCUUGUAGUUCUGCCAGGAACAUGCUUAUUAGUUGAAGCAAGUGUGUUGAUGGUCCAUUGCUUGUUGGAUUUUGUGGUUUUGAUUUGAAGGGCGCAAAAACAUGGCUGGAUCAGCUUGACGGAAGAACUUGGACAUCAAUACGCUUAGCAUCAAGUACUAGCGAAGUAGGAACUUGCUA